This is a messenger RNA of Poeciliopsis prolifica (blackstripe livebearer), 1664 nucleotides long. Its product is annotated as basal body-orientation factor 1-like. The coding region runs from base 157 to 1608 and encodes 483 amino acids. The transcript has a single exon. The record is from RefSeq and is a predicted model, not a curated record. NCBI's taxonomy places the organism in Eukaryota, Metazoa, Chordata, Actinopteri, Cyprinodontiformes, Poeciliidae.
UGUGACAUCAUGGCGACGGCCCUAACAACGUCACAGAUUAUUGCGACGUAGACAUUUGUUAGCACCUACGCAGCGCUACUACAGCAUGCUAGAUUGAUAGUACAUUUAACGUUUUCUUAAGAACAGCAGGAAAAGAGGAAUUCUUUCAAAGGUGCCAUGGCGCCCAGAAAAGGAAAGAAGAAGAAAAAACCUAUAGACAUUUUGACAGACCAAAUACUCAUGUUAGAAGAAGAAAAGAAGAGGAUGGCCCUAAUGUAUGAAACCAGCACUAAACUAUGGGAGUCGAAGCUUAAGAGAGCUGAGCAGGAUUUAGCCUACCACCAGAAGGAACUCGGCAAGAAGAACAUCGAGGCUGAGCAAGUAAAAAACUCCCUAUUCCUGGCGGAGAAGUGCAAUUUUGGCGUCACCGAUUAUUGGAUAAAAGAAUUAAAAGAUAAAACUGAUAAGAUCAACGUGAUGGAAGAAAAGCUCAAAACCCAAGAAGAGACUGUAGCACAACAGAAACUUCAGUUCGAAAAUGAAAAGAAGAGAGAUUUCAAAAAGUUUGAGGAAGAAAUGUUAAAGAGUAAAGCCACCGAGGCUCGGGUGCAGAAAAAGAUGAUUAACAUAAGAAAGCAAAUGCAAGUGUCUCAAGAAGAAUACAGACAAAACAUAAAACGCAGAAAAGAGAAAUAUUCAGCCUUACUGCAGGAAUCAAAAGAGAAAGAAUGGAACUUCAUACGCAAAGAAAUGGAGAUGAAUCAGUUCAAGAUUGAGCAAAACAAAAUCACGGCCGAAUUGGAAAGUCAACUAAGCAUUGUUAAUAAGGAAAAAAAAUGGCUAAUUGAAAACCUAAAAUUUACCUUGGCUAAUUUAGACGAGAUGAGGCAACUGGCUCAAUCACUGACUAUGGACAAACUUUCACUGGCAGUGGACAGAAACAUUCUGACAUCAACAUUAAAGAACAACAUUUGUGAGAUGGAGUGUGAUGAAAAGAAGCUUGCUGAAGCCAUGGCCAAAGCUGCUUCUCUGGAGCAGGCUCUCAAGAAAAUGGAAGAAGAAAAAACAGAGAAUGAAAAAAGAUACCAAGUCAUCAUCCAGGCCAGUCAGGUCGAGUUGGACAAACUACAGAAAAUUAUUGCCAUGAGAGAGAAGGAGAUCUGUCAAGUGAAGAAGCUGGCGAGGACCAUUGUGGAGAAACGCAAAGAUAUGGAGGCGUUUUUCCACGAAGCCCUGGAUAACGUCCGACAGGAGAUAUCUGACGAAAGAAAGCGGAACGCAAAGGAGGCAUAUGAAGACUACCGUCAGAAAUUUAGAGACGGAACAGAAGGAAAGGGAAAGUUCCCUCUCAUCCGCAUCUUCGAUCAAAGUCCCAACAGCACCAAUUCUGUGUACUCAGACAAGAAGACGGAUGAAAAAUGGCCCCAUCUCCCUGGGAAGGAGGUUUACAUGUCUGAUCUCACUUGGGAGCAAAAAGAAAAAGUGCUCAUUCUUCUCUUUGCUAAAAUGAACGGAGAUGCAGAACGUGCAUCACAAUCCAGUACGAUGAGGUUUGACCAUCAUUUCCGAAAUGCAGGUUGGCUUCACCGCCGAGGUCUACAACAUGGUGGAUUUGUGAAAGUUGUGUAGGACGCAGAGCCGCCGAACGCUGUUUGACAUUUCCCUGUCAAGAGAUUCAUCAAUAA